This is a messenger RNA of Raphanus sativus (radish), 1806 nucleotides long. RefSeq lists its product as uncharacterized. Gene Ontology annotation, molecular function: cysteine-type peptidase activity. The record is from RefSeq and is a predicted model, not a curated record. Gene Ontology annotation, biological process: proteolysis. The transcript is spliced from 4 exons. NCBI's taxonomy places the organism in Eukaryota, Viridiplantae, Streptophyta, Magnoliopsida, Brassicales, Brassicaceae. Bases 1 to 1806 code for a protein of 601 amino acids.
AUGGCGAUUUCAAUGGCGAUUUCUGGUAUGUCUCAAGAGUUACCAAAACGCCUUUUUAAGCCGGGUGAGGAGACUCAAGUCAGUCAGAUCAAUAACAACUGCAGGAUGGUACUAUAUCUCAAAAGGUUGGAGGAAUGGCUGCCAAAGGAGUUGAACGAAGUGAAGAAAGAUCGGGUUUUUGCUCCGAUUUUCAAGUUGCACGAGAAUGGUUUGGGUUACUCGGCGAGGGUGAUACACAGUUUCUUGUGUAGGGAGCUCGUGACUUACAAAACACAUGAGCUUUGGUUUGUCUUUGCGAGGAGAGCACUCCGGUUUUCGUUGAUGGAGUACCAUGCUGUUACCGGGCUUGAGUGUGAUGCUAGUCUCUCCCUUAAGGAGCCGGUUGACUGGGAAGAUGAUGGUGGUUUCUGGAGCUUAGUCAUUAAGAGUAAUAAAGGAAUUUCUAUGUUGGAGUUAUGGAAUAAACACAGGUUAGCUGUUAAGAAGUGGAGUAAUGCUGAUCGAAUUAGGCUGGUGUAUCUUUGCAUCAUUGUGUGUAUGGUUUGCGCGAGAGAUCAGAAGGCAAAUAUCCCCAUCAAGUACAUCAAGUUGGUCAUGGAUCUUGAGAAGGUCCGAAAGUACCCUUGGGGAGUUGCUUCUUUCGACCUUCUAUGCGAGUCAAUAGGUAAAACACGAGACAACUUGAAGGAGAAGACUACGAGUUACGUGUUAGAUGGCUUCUCCUACGCUCUUCAGAUUUGGGCAAUGGAAGCAAUUCCAAAAAUUGGAAAGCUCUGUGGAAGAAAACUGAACAAAAGUUUUAAGAACGGUCCUAGAUGCGUAAACUGGAUGGGAGCUGCAAAGAUUUCAUACCAGGAGCUCAUUCAUUUGGAGAACAUCUUCACACCCACGGAUGAGCUCUAUCCAUACAUCUCGUGGACAGGCAAUUGUGAUGAAGUUGAUAGUAUAACUUUUCUGAGAGAAGAUGAGGUGGAGGAUGAUAGAAUCAAGGUUCUCAAGAGGAUGAUAAUGGCUAACCAUGACUUCAGUGAUCAUACUUGGGAGUAUGAAGAGACAAUAGUCUUUUCAUUUGGGCUUGAUGACAAAGAAGUUGGGAGCGAUCAAGCAGGUGGGAGCGAUGAUGGUGAAGCUGGGAGCUAUGAAUCAGGUGGGAGCGAUGAUGAUUUUCGAACUCCAAAAGGAUCAGCAAACAUAGGCUCCAGAGCUACAAAGGGAAAGAAGAGGCUUCCGGAUCGUGGAAUGGAAAAAAGGAAGCAGAAGGUUCUACAUACUAGAGCACAACAGGCUCCGUUUGAUGAAGAUAUGAAGGAGUUUGUGGCAAACUUGUUUCAGCAGAAUUUUGCUGCGAUGGAGCAGAGGCUAGAGAAACAGAUGGGUGAAAGGUUUGAUGAAGAUAUGAAGGAGUUCUGUGCGUCGCAGAAAGUGGAAGUCUAUGAUUGCGGUUGGGGAAGGAAUAGGCAAUACGUAGAAAAGUUUGCUACUAUGAUUCCUAGAAUUGUGAAGGCCGUGGGUCCAUCUAAGAGCAAGCUACUCCUGUCAUCAUAUUCGAUUGUAGAUAUGCCUAUGCAGACAAGGUUGAACAAGUCUUGUGCUGAUUGCGGGGCAUACGCACUCAAACACUUGGAGUACAUCCUUCUUGGUCUCGACAUCAGUUUAGUGGAGGACGGAAUAAUGCCUGGUUGCCGACAGAAGAUUGCUUAUGAUAUAUGGGAGGCUGCUCAUGAUCCCAUUUUAAUCCAGCUUAUGGCACAACAUAUUCCUUCGGAGUUUGAGUCUUCUGCUUCUUAUGAUCUUGAAGAAGACUGA